Pipistrellus kuhlii (Kuhl's pipistrelle) is the source of this 1603-nucleotide messenger RNA. It is a transcript of the gene CERS4, whose product is annotated as ceramide synthase 4. The transcript has 10 exons. NCBI's taxonomy places the organism in Eukaryota, Metazoa, Chordata, Mammalia, Chiroptera, Vespertilionidae. The coding region runs from base 312 to 1592 and encodes 426 amino acids. Gene Ontology annotation, molecular function: DNA binding; sphingosine N-acyltransferase activity. The record is from RefSeq and is a predicted model, not a curated record. Gene Ontology annotation, biological process: ceramide biosynthetic process. Gene Ontology annotation, cellular component: membrane.
CGGGCCCGGCCCGGGCUGCCUCCCCGGGAGCCCCGCUCCCCGGAGGGCCCCGGCGCCGCGCGCCCCCGGGGAUGCGGCUGCGAGGCGGGCGGAGGGGCUGGGGCCGGCCUGGCACCGGGACCGAGGGAGCCCGGGGCGCGAGGGCCGGUCCCGCACCUGUGACCCAUCCCGGGCGACCAAGAGGUGCCAUAGACGUGCCGGGGCGGGGGGUGCAGCCGGGGCCGCGUAGACCGCUAGGAGCCGCGUAAACAGGAACCGGUCGUUCUAGCCCCCGCCGAGCGCGGGGAGGACGGUGCAUCUGGGCGACGGGGAUGUGGUCCAGUCUGAACGAGUGGCUGUGGCAGGACCGCUUCUGGCUGCCCCCCAACUACACGUGGGCUGACCUGGAGGACCGGGAUGGCCUGGUCUACGCCCACCCCCAGGACCUGCUGGCAGCCCUGCCCCUGGCGCUGGCCCUGGUCGCCCUGCGCUUCACCUUCGAGAGACUCGUCGGCCUGCCCCUGAGCCGGUGGCUGGGUGUGCAGAACCAGGCCAGGAGGCCGGUGGAGCCCAACGCCACACUGGAGAAGUACUUCCUCCUGGAAGGAUGGAAACCCGACAGGCCUCGGAUAGCUGUCCUGGCCACGCAGUGCGGCCUCACGCUGCGGCAGACCCAGCGCUGGUUCCGAAGACGCCGGAACCAGGACCGGCCUUGCCUGACCAAGAAGUUCUGUGAGGCCAGCUGGCGGUUUCUCUUCUAUCUGUGCUCCUUCAUCGGCGGCCUCUCUGUCCUCCACCACGAGUCAUGGCUGUGGAGGCCAGCAAUGUGCUGGGAAAACUACCCAAACCAGCCCCUGAAGCCGGCCCUGUACUGCUGGUACCUCCUGGAGCUGAGUUUCUACAUCUCGCUGCUGAUCACGCUGCCCUUCGACAUCCGGCGCAAGGAUUUCAAGGAGCAGGUGGCGCACCACCUCGUGACCAUCAUCCUCAUCACCUUCUCCUACAGCGCCAACCUGCUGCGCAUCGGCUCGCUGGUGCUGCUGCUGCACGACGCCGCGGACUACCUGCUGGAGGCCUGUAAGAUGUUCAACUACACGCACCGGCGGCGCGUGUGCAACACCCUCUUCCUGCUCUUCUCCGUGGUCUUCUUCUACACCCGCCUCGUGCUCUUCCCCACGCAAUGGAGAAGGACAUCCGCAGUGACGCGGAGGAGUCGGCCUCCAGCGAAGAGGAGGAGCACCCGCAGCUCAAGAAUGGAGCAGCUCAGGGUCCCCAGGCAGCCCCCACGGACGGCCCUCGGAGCCGGGCGGCCGGGCGGCUGGCCAAUGGGCACACGGUGGCCUCGUAGCUGGCCGAGGAUUGGCUGUGAGGGCCGCCCCAGUGCCUUGGAUUUGUGGGGCGCCUGGACUGGUGGCCUUUGGGCCAGCUCUGUGGAGACAGAGAGGGCCCCACCCAGGGCGGGAGGAGGGCUGAUGAUCUGUCUCCAGCCCCUUCCUUCUGCCUCCCCUCCCGCCUCCCCUCAGGCCACUAGACAGAGCUGGGGGCGGGCAGCAGCGGGGUGCUGCAGCCCGCCGGAGCCAUCCCCGGGCAGUAAGGGGGACAAUAAAACUUGAACAGAGCCAAA